Messenger RNA from Pyricularia grisea, 888 nucleotides. RefSeq lists its product as uncharacterized. The coding region runs from base 1 to 888 and encodes 295 amino acids. The record is from RefSeq and is a predicted model, not a curated record. Gene Ontology annotation, molecular function: phosphoprotein phosphatase activity. Gene Ontology annotation, biological process: dephosphorylation. NCBI's taxonomy places the organism in Eukaryota, Fungi, Ascomycota, Sordariomycetes, Magnaporthales, Pyriculariaceae. The transcript is spliced from 6 exons.
AUGGAUAAAGACCCGCGUGAACCGUCCCCCAAGCAACCUGCAGGUCCAGGUUAUGUUCCCAAUAUACCCAACUUCCGCGAUGUUGGCGUGACUGUGAACAAUCGGGCCAAUCGCAAGAUUUUGAAAGAAGGCGUGCUGUAUCGCUCUGCUGCUAUUGAACAAGCCUCCCUCAUUGAUAGAAAGAUUCUCAGGGACAGGCUAGGGAUUCGAACCAUUUUGGACUUGAGACUUAGAUCAGAGCGAGAAAGUGCCCAGGAGCAGGCACAGCUUUCCGAGGGAGUAUUCUAUAUUUCCACUUCUAUCACGGGCAUCGACUUCAAAAUGGUUGACCUGGUCGGAAAGGAUACCAAAAGAUAUUUGCUUAGCCUGCUUGGCUGGUUCAGUCGGCUCCGCUUUACUUUUCUUUACUACGUCUUGGGAGACCAAAUGGCAGCUAAGCGCAUCUUGAGCCGCGAGCUAUUGCGAAAGCGCGGGAUGAAUGGGUUCCUAAUUGACAUUCUGGACCACGGUAAAGCUCAAGUAUUGGAAGCACUGCGGGCGUUGAUUGAUCCACCCACGGCAACUCCAAUAUUGAUACAUUGCGUGCAUGGCAGAGACAGGACAGGCUUGAUUAUGAUAAUCAUCCUCCUGGCUUUGCAUGUUCCUUUGGACGCAAUCGCCUAUGACUAUCACUUUUCCGACCAAGGUCUGCUCGAGCAGCGUGAGAAGACUAACAAGUACAUGGAGGCACACGGGCUCGACCAGAGCUUUGCUACAACGUGCAAAGGCCUUGUUGAGGAGCUGGACGCACAUAUACGCCAUGUAUACGGUGGGAUCGAUGGAUAUCUCAGCUCCAUCGGCUUUACUGCCGCGGAGACUCAGCAAUUACGACAGUGCCUUGCUGCUUGA